Messenger RNA from Phoenix dactylifera (date palm), 1465 nucleotides. Its product is annotated as protein phosphatase 2C 51-like. Gene Ontology annotation, molecular function: protein serine/threonine phosphatase activity; cation binding. Lineage: Eukaryota; Viridiplantae; Streptophyta; Magnoliopsida; Arecales; Arecaceae. Gene Ontology annotation, biological process: protein dephosphorylation. The record is from RefSeq and is a predicted model, not a curated record.
GACGAGGGAUGGCGGAAGGCACCGAUACCCCUAUCCUUGCCCCCAGGCCCAAGGAGGAGGAGUCGGACGGAGCUCCCACCAUUCAAGCCAAAAUGGGCGGUUCCAGUCCUGGGAAUUUCCAAGCUCCGCCUCCGAAGAGGCAGCAGGGCCCGCAGGAGAGCUCCGACGAUGAAGCGCCGCCUAAGCGGGUCCGGAGCGUGGGCCAGAGCUCUGGAUCCACUCCCGAGGCGCCUCCUUCCCCUAAUCCCGCUCCGCCGGUGGCGGGAUUCGAUCCUCCUGUCGCUCUCGCUGCCGACGGAGCUGCAGCUCCCCAGGCGUCCGCCGCGGAGGCCGCCGCCGUCCCGGCCGUCGGCGUGGACGUGGAACCUCCGGGCCGGCUCCAGACCCUGCAGCCGUUCGGGGUCACUUCGCUGAUCGGGAGACGGCGAACAAUGGAGGACACCUACAAGGUGGCCCUCGGGUUCACUCACUCGCUGGUGGAAGGGGAGCCGGCGUAUGACUUCUUCGGGGUGUAUGAUGGCCACGGUGGAUCCGCGGCGGCGAAGUUCUGCCGUGAUAACCUGCAUUUGGUUCUGGCGGUCGAGGUGGAGAGGCUGCGGCGGUUGGCGGGGGAGGAGCUGGGGGAGCUGGAGCUGUGGCAGAGGGCCAUGGCGGAUUGCUUUGACAGGGUAGACCGGGAGAUGCUGUUCAUGGUGCCACAGGAUAUAUUGGUUGGCUCGACGGCGGUCGUUGCAGUUGUGGGGACGAGGUCAAUCAUAAUAGCCAACUGCGGCGACUCAAGGGCGGUGCUCUGCCGCAAUGGAAUCGCCGUUCCCGUCACCUCUGAUCACAAGCCUAACCGGCUGGAUGAGAUGCAAAGGCUUAUUCGGGCUGGGGGAAAAGUCAUUGACUGGAAUGGUUACCGUGUAAUGGGAGUACUAGCAACUUCGAGAGCCCUAGGGGACUACUGCCUCAAACCAUUCGUCAGCGCUGAGCCUGAAGUUAGUGUUAUCAAUCGAACUGAGGAAGAUGAGUUCCUGAUACUGGCAAGUGAUGGCCUUUGGGAUGUUGCGUCCAAUGAAUUUGCUUGCCGGGUUGUGAGACAAUGCCUCAAAGGGCAGCUGCCCACGACAUCCCAAAAUGUAGUGCUCCAGCCUGCUGCUUCACAAGCAGCUUCCUUGUUGGCAGAGCUUGCAAUAGCUCGAGAAAGCUUUGACAAUGUCAGUGUGGUGGUAGUUCAACUUAAGAAAAUGUAGGAUGGCAGUCGCCUGUUAAGUCUUUGACAUUGGCAGUCCCAUCUCUAUGGUUAUCUUUGUUCUAUCUCUAUUUUCAUGUUAUAAGUACUGCUGUAAGGGAUCAUAAGACUUGGGUUAGUAUGUUUUAUUUUGUUUCAUGGAGGACCCAGUUAGAUUGCUCAUAGCCAUACAAGCUCCUGGGUCAGGAUGUGGAAAGUUUAGUUUCUCUAAAAGGUUGUGUUAAAAUACCU